GGCCAUCGCGCGCACUCCGGCUUAUCGAUAAACCCGCUUUCUCCUCAUCUCGCGACUCUCCACUCUGCACCGAAUUGUCAAUAUACUCAAGUCAUGCUGGCUCGAGCUGCGGUACGGUCUGGCUGGCGGACAGCCCAGCUGUCGCGUUUUCGCGGCUUUCAUGGUCUGACCCAAAGCAGGUUCCUGAAGGUGUCGGAGGAGGUCCGCGAUGCUGUGGCUACGGGCAACCCAGUUGUUGCUCUCGAGACAACCAUUUAUACACACGGUUUCCCAUACCCUGACAACAUUGCCCUGGCUUCGCUGUUGGAGUCAGUUGUCCGAGCCAAUGGCGGCAUUCCCGCGACAGUGGGUGUGGUCGGUGGUGUUGCUCGAGUUGGCCUGAGUGCGGAUGAGCUUAUCGAGCUGGCCGCGACGGCGGAGAAGAAGAGUGCUUUGAAAGUAUCUCGUCGAGACCUUGGGUACAUCUGCGGUUUGGGCAUGGCUGGAAAGCCGAUCCAUGGCGGCACAACUAUCUCCGGCACCAUGGUCCUCUCGCAUCUUGCCGGUAUCAAGAUCUUCGGGACUGGAGGACUAGGGGGUGUCCACCGUGGCGGUGAGAGAUCCAUGGAUAUAUCUGCCGAUCUGACAGAGCUGGGCCGGACCCCGGUGACGGUCAUCAGCUCUGGAUGUAAGAGCUUUUUGGACAUCCCACGAACGCUCGAGUAUCUUGAGACAGAAGGGGUGUGCGUGGGCACCUUUGCCGAUGGCCGGGAAGGCUCGGUCGACUUUCCCGCGUUCUAUACGCGAGAGAGCGGCAUCCGAAGCCCACGGGUCAUCCAGAACGAGGCCGAGGCUGCCGCCAUAGUCUAUGCACAAUCCAAGCUUCCGGUAUCAUCUGGGAUCCACUUCGCCAACCCCGUUCCUUCAGAAUACUCAGUUCCGAAGGCUGAGAUGGAUCUUGUCAUCGAAGGGGCUGUACGCCUGGCCGAUGUCGAAGGAUAUGGCGGCAGUGAUAAUACCCCGUUUGUGCUUGCAAAGAUUAAGGAAUUGAGUGGCGGGAAGAGUGUGGCAGCGAACCGCGCUUUGAUUGAAUCGAACGUCCAGCGCGCAACCCGCGUGGCCGUGGAGCUCGCCAAGCUCGAGCAGGCUGACCGCGGAACAGGACCUCGACACAUGCCAGCCGUUCCGAACGUAGCUCAGCCGAAGCAAGAUAUUCCACCAGUCCAGGAGAGCCCUAAACCAAGCAACGAAGCUGCACCUCUUGCGUCGGUGGAAAAGGCCGAUGUAUUGGUUGCCGGCUCGCUCGCCAUCGACUUGUCUUGCGACUACACUCCAUUUGGCGACGAGCGCUUCCAGGUUGCGCCAGUGCCGCACACGUCUAACCCGGCUGUUAUCGGACAGAGCCUGGGUGGUGUGGGCCACAACGUCGCUCUCGCAGCAAGCUAUGUCGGCAGUGACGUGCUCUUCUGCAGCGUCGUCGCAGACGACCUCAGUGGCCGCGCGGCGCUUUCAACUCUCGAGAAAGAAGGCCUACAUACGGCGGGCAUUCAUGUUCUUCCUGCAACAGCCGGCAUACGCACCGCUCAAUAUAUCGCCGUCAACGACGCCAAGAAAGAUCUUCUGGUGGCCAUGGCCGACAUGGCGAUCGUCGAGCUCCCGGAGCAACAGCUCGACUUUGACGGGUUCUGGGAACCGCUCAUCCAACGCACCCAGCCCCGCUGGGUCGUCGUCGACGCCAAUUGGCGAUCAGACGUUCUCGCGAAAUGGAGCGCGGUCGCCCGCAAGCACGGCGCGCGCGUGGCUUUCGAGCCCGUGUCGACAGCCAAAUCCCGCCGACUGUUCGGCAGCGACGCUGGCGGCUCCAGUGCGGCCAUUGGCGCUGCCCAGACGGUCCCUAACCACGCCAUCAGCCUCGCCUGUCCGAACCGCCUCGAGCUGGCAUCCAUGUACACCGCUGCAUGCGAGGCGCUCCUCUUCGAGUCUGCAGACUGGUGGCGCCUCGUCGAUGCCAUGUGUCUGCCAGCAUCAGGUUCGCGCGACCGUCUCGUCGCGCUGACCUCCACCGCCCUCGUAGACGAGGGCAUCCCCCAACAGACCAUCCAGCUCCUCCCCUUUAUCCCCUAUAUCAUCACCAAACUCGGGGCCGCCGGCGCCCUUCUGACCCAACUUCUUCCGCCUGGUGACCCCCGCUUGACGGACCCUGAGUUCGCACCCUAUAUCCUUGCCCGCGCAUCACUGUCCGCAGAUGCCCCCUUUGGUGGUGUGUAUAUGCGUCUUUUCCCUCCUGCAGCUGUUCUUGACGCCCACGAUAUUGUCAGUGUCAACGGCGCCGGUGAUACCCUGCUAGGUGUCGUGGUAGCUGGUCUGGCGAAGGAGAGCCCGGCCUCACGCAUUGAGGACAUCCUUCCCGUGGCACAGGAAGCUAGCCGGAAGACCCUAGCCAAGGCCGGGGGCGUGAGCGAGGAUCUGGUUCAGUUGCGGGCUACAUUAGGGCUGCGGCAGUAG
Molecule: messenger RNA, 2484 nt
Organism: Penicillium alfredii
Lineage: Eukaryota; Fungi; Ascomycota; Eurotiomycetes; Eurotiales; Aspergillaceae
Product: pseudouridine-5'-phosphate glycosidase/carbohydrate kinase family protein
Exons: 7
Molecular function (GO): pseudouridylate synthase activity
Source: RefSeq, a predicted model, not a curated record